This is a messenger RNA of Vanessa atalanta (red admiral), 5486 nucleotides long. RefSeq names its product thyroid adenoma-associated protein homolog (gene THADA). Lineage: Eukaryota; Metazoa; Arthropoda; Insecta; Lepidoptera; Nymphalidae. Gene Ontology annotation, biological process: tRNA methylation. The coding region runs from base 213 to 5414 and encodes 1733 amino acids. The record is from RefSeq and is a predicted model, not a curated record. Gene Ontology annotation, cellular component: cytosol. The transcript is spliced from 27 exons.
UGUAAAUUAGCGCCGAUUCCACUCGUGUUUACACUAUUUUAUAUGUGGCAUAAUAGAAAAACUCUCAUAUGAUCUUAAAUUUCAUUCAUACACUUUUACUGUUCACUGAUUGACUAAGAUUCGCUUAUGCAUUAAGAGAGAUUUUAAGAGAAAAAAUAAUGUUAAGCCGCUCAUGUAGCAUUAGAUAAGCAGUACAUAUUCUGUAAAUUAAGAUGAAUUCCAACAAUCUUAGAAUUCGUAGUAGUGAUAUUAAAACAAGAAACACCACUUGUUUCGAUCCAGUGGUUAUAUCAGACUGUUUUAGAAAAAUACUAAAUAAAAAUGAAGUUUUUGAUGAGUUUUUGGAGGCAAAAUCUGAAAAGCAGAUUUCAAUAAUAAAACAAAUAUUGUUCAGAAUUAAAGACAACUGCACUUAUGAUACAGUACACUUUCUAGUUAUUGUUUAUUUAGAAGCUGAUAUUAAACACCCAGCAAAAAGCAUGAUAUCAAGAUAUGUCACCAAAAACGAUUUUAUUCAGAAGGAAUUUACAGAGCUUCUUACAAAAGAGCUGGAUAAUCUCAUAAAUAAACCAUGCACAGAUUAUAAUAGCUUUGUCCAUGUGAUUACUAAAGUGACAAGCUGCAUAGAAAACUUCCCUUCUGGUGCAGCUGCAGUACAAAAUUUAGAAAUUAACCUUGCCGAGUAUUUUAAAAAUUGUUUAUACUGUUGUAUUUCUACAUUAAGUGAUGACAGCAAAGCUUUAGCGCCUACGGAGAAAAACGAAAUAUUUACUUUAGUUCAUUCCACUCUAAGACUUUUAUUGCACAUAAUACAAAAAAUAAGAGAAGAGAAAACAUCAAACUUAAUCGCAUUAUUUGGAGACAUAAGAAUCAGCCUUAAGUACCUAAUAUGUGACGAAGACGCACCGAUGGACACCAAAUCAGUCUGUGGAUUACUAUACGUAUCGAUGCAUGUUGUGGAAAACAAUUCUGACUCUUGGAUUGAUAUAUUAGAAUCGGGACAUAACGAUGACAAUUUCAAAGAUAUUUUCUCCGACGAAUCCGCCAAACUAUGCAUUUACUCUGCGCUAGUCACCGUGAUACCCACAAAUAAGUUAAAAGUGGAACUUCCCACCGGAGAACCGGCUAUCAUCAAAAUCACCAAAAAAAUACUGGAAAUAGGCGAGAGGCGCUCGUGGGACGCGGCCGUGAGCCUGGCCGUGUGCCGCGCGCUGGCGGCCGUGAGCGCGGGCGCGGGCGCGGCGCUGCUGGCGCUCGCGGUGCCGUGGCUGUGCGGCGCGCUGGAGGCGGGCGCCGACGCCGUGCAGCACGCCGCCGCGCUGGCGCUGCGCCGCCUCGUGCGCCGCGCCGACCUGCAGCGCCGCGACGGCAACGAGGAGGUGCUGGACGCCCUGGUGGCGCAGCUGGGGGCGCUGGACAGGGAGCGCAAGAGCUUCUACGUGGGCGUGUGCGCGCUGGGCGCCGAGCUGGGCGCGGAGCGCGCGCUGCGGGCGGGCGCCGGCGUGCGCGCCGCGCUGCUGGCCGCGCUGCGCGCGCAGCCCGUGCAGGCCGCCGCAACGACGGCUCUGGAGACGCUGCUCCAGAAGCAUAUCCAGUCAGCCAGUACCGAUGUUAUAUUCGAGCAGUGGAUAGAGCCGAUCCUGAGUCACGUCAACGACGACGCCGUGGACUCCUCCGUCCUGAACAUUCUAGAGAAUCUACUCGUACUCGCUUUGAAACUUAACAGCGACCUCAUGGACCAUAUCUUACCGCGCAUUCAGUCGUCGCGUGCGCAGACCCGGAACCUGCUGGUGUGCGUGUCGGCUCUGCGGCGAGCGGGGGGGCUGCAGCGUGUGGGGGGCGUCCAGGAAGAGACAGAGGGGUGCUGGAAGGGGGUGCUUUCCUACGAGCUGCUAGAACAAGCAGCCGUGGACUGCAGCGAACAGAACCGAAUACUAUGCAUAUCUCUCAUUGUGGAGUCUCCGAAGUCAACAGAAAUAUUUACGAAGGACGAACUGGACCUCGUCCUCUGGUUCCUGCAGUUCAACAUCAAUGCUCAGCAGCCGCAUUUUAGGCAACUACUGCUUUCCAUUUUAAAAAGGUUCAUAAAGCGUCUAGAAAGCAGCUACGGUGCUCUGAUACGUGAAAACGACCCUACAGGGGGAGACAAUAAGAGUCAAUAUUACUUGACGUUCAUCGAUCGGCUGGAAGAACUCUGCUACGACAGCCUGCUGCAAGGCGCCAACUACAGCCGGCGGUACGUCGCGCUGCAACUGCUCGUGUGGACCGCCGGCCUCACCAUGACCGGAUACGUCCGGAGAUGGCAAGAUCAUCAAAUAGAAACACUUCUGUAUCACCUCGGGGACAGCUACGAGAACAACAAGGCGCUGGCGCUCGAGCUGCUGUGUCGGUGUCCCGUGGACAUGAUGAGGUCUAAAAAAUACAGCACAAGUCUCGAGCUCAAAGACAUCUUAGCGGAAGCUUCGUCCGUGAAGCCCACGGACUGCGUGACCGCCGUCUACAAGCUCAAGUUACUCAGGAGCGCGCUGCCUGAGAAGAUCCUACCGGGGACUGACAGUCACACAGCCAACAACGUGAAACUGUCCCUGCUCACCACCCUGCUGGACGAGCUGGAGGGGCAGCUGGGCGAGUGCGAGCGCAGCCUCGUGCUGGGCGCGCGGCGGGCGCCCAUGUACGGCGUGCUGCACUGCAUCGCGCUCGGCGUGCAGGCCGUCAGCCCCUACGGCGUCCGGGAGGCGUGGGCGCGCAGCGUGCGGCGCGUGCUGAGCGCGUGCGUGCGCGUGUGCGCGACUGUGCGCGCCGUGCUCACGUGCGCCGCGCCCGAGGGCCACCUGCCCACCGCGGGACACAUGGGGCACAUUCCACUCGAAGAUGGCCACGAGGUGACGGCGCAGAUGGUCCUGCUCUGUGCGUGGAGAUCGAUCAAAGAGGUGUCUCUAAUCCUUAGUACGUUAGUAACCCAAGCGUUAACCCACGAUGAGUUCAAACCCGCGACCCUCCGUUCGACACUCGUGCGUCAGGUGGGAGAGAUGUUCACAACCCUGCUCACCGAGACCAAGCAUAGGGGGGCCUUCGAACAAGUGUAUGUCGGCUUUACGAGGAUGUUAACGAGCUUAUGGCGAAGUCGGAAUCCCGAAUUUAAUUCGUUGCCCAAACUGUGGCUGGAGGAGUUGCUGUCGUCCAUCGAGAGCGGAGACCCCGACCGGAGACUGUGCUCCACCCGUCGCAGUGCGGGGCUGCCCUUCAUGAUACAGGCGCUGGUGAUAACGGAGCUCCAGGUGCACGGCAACCCCGGCGGCUUCGAGGCGUGUACGGGCCGCCUGCUGCGCCUGGCGGGCGCCGGCGCCGACGACGCGGCCGCCGCGCGCACGCGCUGCCACGCGCUCAACGUGCUGCGCGCGCUGCUGCGCGACCGCGGCCUCACGGAGCGCGGCGCGCCCUGCGCGGCCGACGCGCUGCUGCUGGCGCUGCGGGGCUUCGAGCGCCGCACGUGGCUCGAGCGCAAUUCGGCCACGUUGCUGUUCAGCGCACUGAUGGUGCGCAUAUUUGGGGUUCAACGCAACAAAGACUCGGAGAAUUUGUGCGUGCGGAACCGGAUGACCGGGCGGAUAUUCUUCCUAAAAUAUCCGAAACUUUAUGAUUUCAUGCUCGAAAAGCUAAAAGAAGCCCACGACGACAACGAAGAAAGUUUGCUGCGUCCAUCUCUAUACCCAAUUCUGCUCCUGCUGGCCAGACUAUACCCCUCCUCGCUCGAAGGGACCGUCUCCAACCUGAAGUUGACAGCGUUCGUCCCGCUGGUGCGCGCGUGCGCGCGCAGCGCCGUGCUGACCGCGCGCCGCCUGGCCGCGCGCGCCGCGCCCGCGCUCGCGGAGCCCGAGCGAUAUAUCCCCCAUAUCGAGGAGAUGUACGAAUCGCUGAGCGAUAUGAAAAUCAAAAGGAACUACUGCCACGGAAUAUUGCUACAGCUGAUAAAACUGUUGGAAGCGAAACCAGACAAGCUCGCAAUAGACAAGUCCAAGACCCGCUUGCUGCAGCUCGUGGAGCAGUCGAGUUGGAUCCUCCGACAAAGUGUAGGAGGUCUGGCCUGCUACCCUAUAGCCGACGAGUAUAUUAAGAUGAUUAAUAUUCUUAUAUGGAGAUUCGACGGAUUAAUUGAAGAAGAUUUUAUUAACAAAAUCCAAAUCACUUUGAAUAACCUUAUUUUCAAAGGAACCGGAAGCAAAAAAGAGAUAAACCCUGGGAGAGAGUUGUGUUUAGCUAACGCUGCGUACUUACGGCUCAUCAUUUCACACAGAUAUGAGAAAAACAAUGAUAUUCGUCAGUUCGUCUAUAAAUGUCUCGCACACAAGUGCUACGAAGUUACAUUAACUGCUUUAAACUAUCUCCUAAUACUUUACGGAGUUUUCGAAGUUGAAAAUAGUUUGCAGGAACAUUUACGUGAAAUAUGCAGCGGAUUGGAAAUGUUCGAAAGCGACUCAUCAUACACGGAAAGCUUAUGUCGAAUUUUAAAAUCUAGCAAAUACUUGGAGUGCACCCAAAAGUGCUUGAAACUAUUGACUCUGAAACGUGACACGGCAAAGAUUAUAAUACAAGCAAAAAUGGACCGAGACGACGGCAUUUCGGACGACUUUGUCAUUGAUAAACUUCUCUACUACAUUGAAAACGAACAUGAGAAUUUAAUGCAUUUCUACCUAGGCAACUUGUGUAACUUCCUAUGCGCCAAAAUGGCGGCCGGUGACGUCAACGAGUCAAAGCUCGUGAAAGCGAUGAAUGUGAUCUUCUCGUGCAGCCUGCCUCACAACAACGACGAAACGAGGACGGUGGUCGUAGAAUUUCUAGAGAACAGUCUGAAAAUGUUUCCGUUGCUGGAUAUUCAUUUGAAAAGUCUCAGUGAAGAGGAGAAAUUCUCGGUGCUGACGGCGUGGUGGGGCUGCGCCGCCGCGGCGCUGCACGACGACGAGGAGGCGCUGCGCGCGCGCGCGGCGGCUGCGCUGGCGCCGGCGGCCCCCGCGCGCGCCCCCGUGGCGCCGCUGGCCGCGCGGGCGGCGCUGCGCGCGUGCGCCGACGUGCGGCGGCUGGCGGCGCUGGCGCUGCUGGACUGGAAGGCCGAGGUGUGCGCCAGCGAUGCGCUCGAUGAGCAGACUCGAGUGUUCGAUCAAAACGAGAGGUACAAUAUUUAUCUCGAAGAAACUUUUUGGUCGCGCGAUUGUGCGCGGAAAAUAAAAGAAAUAUGCGACGAGAAAAACCUCUGCGAAUACAUAUAUGACCUCAUAAAUGUGAACAAUUAUAGAGAGACGUUCGAAAACCUCUGUGGCGACAAUUUAAUUAUGUUCGAAAAGUCAAUUCGAGGUUACGAAGGAGAAAUCAACCCUAAAGUGAAGAUUUUCGUCGAUACGUUAGAGACUACUCAAUGAGAGCCUCGUACCAUUUUUGUAAAUAUUUCAUACGUUCUAUUUAAUAAUGAAUCAAUUAUUUUGCAUUUUAAU